GGGCUUUUCAACAUUCUCUCUCCUCCUCUUGCUCGCGGGGUUGAUCUCUUGUCGCCCCAGCUCUAGUUUCCAGAGGGCUUCGGAUCCUUUUCUGAUCACCUUCUCUGAUCUAAUUUUAGUCCAGUUUAUCAUAUUCUAUCUAUAAUCCUUACAACUCGCUGAAUUUUCAUGGCGUAUCAGCCGAUUCCGGCGGGAGGGGUUGGAGGAUCCAGCUUGCAAUUCUUGAAUUUCCCGUUUGGUGAUACCACCUACACGAAGGUGUUCGUUGGAGGAUUGGCUUGGGAGACGCAGAGUGAAACUCUGCGCCGUCAUUUCGAGCAAUAUGGGGAGAUCCUUGAGGCUGUUGUCAUCACUGAUAAGCACACCGGCAGAUCGAAAGGAUAUGGAUUUGUGACAUUUCGUGAUCCAGAAGCUGCUAAGCGGGCUUGUGCCAAUCCAAGCCCAAUUAUUGAUGGUAGGAGAGCAAACUGUAAUUUGGCUUCAUUAGGGCGUCCUCAACCAUCUUUUCCUUAUGGACGUUACAGAUCAGCAACACCUUAUCUUGGAAUUCCCCAAAUGCCCCGUGGUGCUUAUGUGGGAGGCCACAAUUACCAACAACCUCUAUCAUUUGGCUAUCAACCUGGGGUCGCAUAUUCACCUUAUGGGUAUACGGCAUAUGGAACUGAAUUUGUUUAUCCACAACAGGGUUAUUACAGCCCCUACAUGGGUCAGAACUAUCUUCAGAUGUACGGUGUACCUGGUGCAGUAAGUACAAACAUGGCUUCAUACGCACAAAUGGGUCAACCUGUUUCUGGAAGCCAUGGAUACUCUAGCAUACCUGCCUUUGUUUCACCUGGUCAACAUGUUGUGCGUUAUGGAGGGCCUCCUCUUACUGGAGGGACGAGUGAAUCUAUUGCCUCAGUUCCCUCACCUUACCAUACAGGGAUAGCAUCUCCUAUUCCUGGACAUGCACGUAUGAUAUUUCCUGUCACACCUCCUCAGUUCCCUCACAACAGCGGUUCUGAGCAGACAGCUGGUUAAUUGACUAUGAAGAUGAAAAAAACAGAGGCGAUGUUGAAAACUGCAAGAGGACUAACAAUAGCUGCUACUUGAGUGGGUGGACUUCGAAUUCAGCCUUGCCAGUGCUUGCAUGCAUUCAAGAGGUCUUCGAGUCAAUGUCACCAAGGAACACAAUGGAGUCUGCUUGUAAAAUACGAUAAGACCCGCAAAUUGACCCGUGGAAAGGCUUGGACCGCCCUUCCAUCUGUCUUGUGUCAUAAUCCUGACAUGAUUUGAGGUUAAACUGAAGGACUAUAAUAGAUGUAUGUGUUUUGCAGAAUCUGGUUUUCCUGCAAUCAUCAUCAUGUCAAUGAGAAUCAAAGCAUGAUUCUUCAUUUCUCAUGUGAAUCAACAUCUGAUUUAUUUGUUGUUUGUACCUGCACCUUUGCCCCCCAUAUGGAUGGAGGUCUUGGAUGUGGGCUUUUAUUUGUUUUGUUGGAAGACUUUAGUAGUAGCAGCUGCUUACCUAGAUUUUCCUUUUUAAGAUUAUUAAUCAUUAUUAAUUGGUCCGUCUCUUAUGUCCUCUUCGAUUGCUCUACCUAAGGUGUGGUAGAGUUGUUUUAGCAAAACAAACUGUGCGAGUUUGAUCGUAGAGUCUCUUUUUCUUCAUCUAUUUGAAUUAUUUCACUUUCUAGCUGGAGUCUGUUUAUCAACUUGUGCACCAUGAAAUGGUAGGAUCCCUUUUAUUGCA
Molecule: messenger RNA, 1729 nt
Organism: Impatiens glandulifera
Lineage: Eukaryota; Viridiplantae; Streptophyta; Magnoliopsida; Ericales; Balsaminaceae
Product: RNA-binding protein 24-like
Exons: 8
Coding region: 169-1020 (283 amino acids)
Molecular function (GO): RNA binding
Source: RefSeq, a predicted model, not a curated record